CUAGACCAUGUAUGUUGGUCAUUCCAGGCUCUUAUUGAAGCAAGCUAACCAUUUCAAACAUCUCAACCUUUCCAAGGUGCCUAGACGGUGACUAUGGCCCUGGUGGUGUACUGGUACGAUUUCAUUUGUUUUGGCAUUGUUGCUGCUUCCUUUGUUGGCUCUUUAUGGGUGCUAUGGAGGAAGGAGCUUGCCCCAAAAUACGACUCCAACACCAUCUAUGAAAGCCUCCUUGUUGCUGCUCCACCAGACACCGAUGGUUUCGUACAUGCUAUGCCUAUAAAUCAUGUUGGAUCCUCCCAACUAUGGAGCAGUUGCUGGAAAGGGUUUCAUCCAGGAUGGCUCUUAGCCACUCGUUUCAUCUCCUUUCUGGUCAUGGCUGGAUUUCUAAUGUGGGAUAUCAAGGAAUGGAAUGCUACCAUCUUCAUGUAUUACACCGAGUGGACAUUUGCAUUAGUUAUGGUAUAUUUUGCGCUUGCCACUGUCACAUCUGGAUAUGGGUGCUGGACGUCAUCAUUGCAAAUUCCCUCUGAAAAUUUGGAAACUGACGAGUUCUUGAGAACAGAUGUGGAAGAUAAUGGAACUACAAGCUCUGCAACUUUCAGGGAAAAAGCAAUGAAGGGAACUAUCAAGUUGCAAAGUCACUAUGUAGAAGAGACAAUUAGGCUGAGAGCUGGACUUUGGGGAUAUCUUAUGCAAACUAUUUAUCAGACUUGUGCAGGUGCUGUCAUCCUAACAGACGUAAUAUUUUGGUGUAUUAUUGUCCCAUUUGCAUCAAAUGCACACCUUGGACUCAAUGUGCUGAUGGGUUGCAUGCACACUUUGAAUGCUGCUUUUCUUUUGCUGGAUACUGCUCUAAACAGCCUUCCAUUCCCUUGGUUCCGGCUUGCAUAUUUUGUGCAGUGGAGUUGCCUUUAUGUUGUUUUUCAAUGGGUGAUUCAUGCCUGUGGUUUUACAUGGUGGCCUUAUCCAUUCCUGGAGCUUGAUAUUGCGUGGGCUCCUUUAUGGUAUUUUGCCUUGGCUGUGGUUCACGUCCCCUGUUAUGGGAUAUAUGCACUGAUUGUGAAAGCAAAAAACUCAAUUUUUCCCAGAUGGUUUCCUGGUACUUUUGUCAGGUCAUACUAAUUUGUUGUUUCAUGAAACUGGGUACUAUUAUUGGUGGUUUUAAUUUUGAUUGCAUGCCUCUGUAUAAAAAAGGAGGGUAUGCUCAUCCACCCCUUUCAGAA
This is a messenger RNA of Hevea brasiliensis (rubber tree), 1223 nucleotides long. RefSeq lists its product as uncharacterized. The record is from RefSeq and is a predicted model, not a curated record. The transcript has 8 exons. Lineage: Eukaryota; Viridiplantae; Streptophyta; Magnoliopsida; Malpighiales; Euphorbiaceae. The coding region runs from base 94 to 1122 and encodes 342 amino acids. Gene Ontology annotation, cellular component: membrane.